This is a messenger RNA of Cuscuta campestris, 1321 nucleotides long. Lineage: Eukaryota; Viridiplantae; Streptophyta; Magnoliopsida; Solanales; Convolvulaceae. The record is from the annotation of a GenBank genome assembly.
CUCACCGUCUUUUCUAUUUGCCCUCCUCCUCCUCCUCCUCCUCUCCCCACCAACGCCGCCGGCCGCCGCGGCCCGACCCUCCUUUCCGGGGUCCGCUCACCAGUCCAACAGGCGGCCGGCGGUGCAGUUCUCCGGCCCCUCCCCUCGUACCGAGGUGCAUGCUUUUCGGCCGCUCUGGCGCGGCGGGUAUCCGGUGGCGUCCGGAGAUUCAGAAUCAGAUAAGAGGAGAGUGCCCACAGGCCAUCGCUAAAUCUUCUCCUUCGAUACUGAAUCGCUGUUCGCUACGCCUUAGCUCUCUCCAGAUUUUCCCAGUGCUGAGACUGAGCUGCAGAAUCUGUAGGAGGCGUGAUGGCGAAGACGAAGCCCGGGAAGAAGGACCUCAACUCGUACACUAUCAGGGGAACAAAUAAAAUCGUCAGACCUGGGGAUUGCGUCUUAAUGAGACCAUCAGAUUCUGAUAACCUCCCGUAUGUGGCAAGAGUUGAGAAGUUUGAAGCUGACCAUCGGAAUAGUGUGAAGGUACAUGUGCGGUGGUACUACCGACCGGAGGAGUCAAAGGGUGGUCGCAGACAGUUUCACGGUUCUAAGGAACUGUUCCUGUCAGACCACUAUGAUGUGCAAAGUGCACAAACUAUAGAAGGAAAGUGUGUUGUACAUUCUUUUAAAAACUAUACCAAGCUGGAUAAUGUGGGCCCCGAGGAUUACUACUGUAGGUUCGAGUACAAAACUGCCACUGGAGGAUUCACCCCUGAUCGUGUCGCUGUGUAUUGCAAGUGUGAAAUGCCUUAUAAUCCUGAUGAUCUCAUGGUUCAGUGUGAAGGCUGUGCAGAUUGGUUUCAUCCUUCCUGUAUGGGCAUGUCCAUUGAUGAAAUAAAAAAGUUGGAGCAUUUUGUGUGCUCGGACUGCUCCGGUGAAGAGGAGGCUAAAGAACAAAUGAAUUCAUUUCAUGUAUCACCUGAGGCGGAGAGGAAACGCAGAAAGAGAAGUGGCUGAGCUUUGUGCAGCUGUGUGGCUUGGAAAAGAUCAGUAUGUAUUGUGUGUGUGCUGCAAACUGUACAGUGCUGAUCAAUGUUGGCCUUUUCAACAGACUAUGAAAGGUGACUGUCCUCUACCCCCCCCCCUCCCCUCCUGUAAUUGUGUGUGUUUUGUUGUGUAAAUUGAAUGAGAUAUUAAGUCGAUAACACUCUCGACGUUUCUUUUGGCCAUUUUCCAGUCAUUUUCGGUCUUUCGAAAUACAUUUGGAGGAAAAAAAACAGAAACUUACUGACGAAGUGUAUGAAAUCAUGAGUGGAAAACACUAAGAUAUGCAAAUUUUAUGGGU